CAGAGUCAAGAUGGUCAGUUCUUGGUGGACAGCAGAAGCGAGUAGCUACUGACCCGAACUUGCAAAUAAUUUUUAAUACAUAAUUUUUUCAUAUUUUUGUUAGCAACAUGGUUUGCUUAUGUAUUUGUCUCCCUGGUGGAACUACAAUAACUACAAAACUAGGAGUCAAAAAUAUUGAGGAUUUGCGUCCUCUUGAUAAAGUUUUGACUUUGCAUAACUCAAAACCAAAAUGGACAACAUUUUACACAUGGGGUCAUUAUGAGAAGGACGGAAUUGCCAAUUUUUUGGUAAUUAAAACCUGCAAUGGAAAUGAACUCUCCAUUUCCAGUGAGCAUUUGCUCUUCGUUGUUGGAGAGAAGGGCAAAGUCGCAAAAAAAGCUGGAAAUAUUUGUCCUGGUGACAAAUUGCUGCAUUUCGACGAAAAUGGUGCUUUGGAAGUACUUCCGGUCACUGAGAUUCAAACCGAACAAUUCGCUGGAAUUUUUGCCCCUUUCACAAUGACUGGACAUUUCCUUGCCAAUGGGUUUUUGGUUGCAUGUUAUGCAAAUGUGGACAAUUUUUCCCUGGCUCAUGCAGCUUUGACUCCACUUCGUGCAUGGCACAAAGCUCGAUAUCCAUCCGGCAAAAAACAACAACAGAAGGAAGGAAUUCAUGAAUAUGCUGCUCAUCUCAUGAAAAUUCGCAACCUUCUUCCAGAAAAACUGCAAUUCAAUUGAUGUAUUUUAAAGAUUACAUUUCUUCGAUACAUAAUUUUUUAAUGUACAAUAUAAUAAAAUAAUUAUAAUUGAG
Messenger RNA from Folsomia candida, 789 nucleotides. RefSeq names its product tiggy-winkle hedgehog protein. Bases 108 to 716 code for a protein of 202 amino acids. The record is from RefSeq and is a predicted model, not a curated record. Gene Ontology annotation, biological process: multicellular organism development; intein-mediated protein splicing; protein autoprocessing. Lineage: Eukaryota; Metazoa; Arthropoda; Collembola; Entomobryomorpha; Isotomidae. The transcript is spliced from 2 exons.